AUGGCGUCAGAAAACCCACAACACAAGCCUCAGGAUUUUUCAAAACCCGGGGAAAUUGACCUCGCCGCCCUUGAAAAAAGAUGGAACAUCUGCAACAGUUGGGCCGCCGUAGCGGCGACGCUGGCCAUCUCCGUCGCCUCUGGAGGGCCGGUGACGCUGAUCUAUGGCAUCAUCAUCAUAUUCAUCUUCGGAGGAGCCUGCGCGCUGAGCAUGGCUGAGAUAGCGUCUGUUCAUCCUACCGCAGGUGGACAAUAUCACUGGACGAGCAUCCUGGCUCCUGUAUCCGCAAGCAGAGGACUCAGUUACUGGUGUGGCGCGAUCAAUGUGUUCGGAUGGAUCGCAACCUCGGCCGGAUUUAUCAUCACCUUUCCAACCAUGGCUCUGGCUUUGGCCUCAUUCUGGAAUCCGGGCUACAACGUUCAGACAUGGCACGUCUUCUUGAUAUUCCAAGCCAUGAACUUCCUGGUGGUGGCGUAUAACAUCUUCCUGCUGAAAAGAACCAUCUGGUUGCAGGACGUGGUGUUCUUCCUUUCGAUCAUAGCCUUCUUCGUUAUUAUAAUCACCUGUCUCGCCGAGUCGAACCCGAAACAAAGCAGCGACUUUGUGUGGAGAGAAUUUGUCAACAAGUCCGGCUGGUCUUCGGAUGGUGUUGUCUUUCUCACCGGCCUGGUCAAUCCCAACUUUAUUUUCUCCGGCCUAGACGGUGCAAUUCAUUUGGCCGAGGAAUGCACCAACGCGGCGGUAAUUGUGCCCCGAGCUCUUGUCUCGACCGUGGCCAUCGGUUUCGUGACGGCGCUGGUCUUCGCCAUUGGCAUGUGCUACAGCUACCAUGACUUUGAUGCCGUGCUUGCUUCACCUUUUCCCGCCCUCGAGGUAUGGUACCAAGCCACCUCCAGUCGAGCCGUCGCGACCUUGUUCCUCGUUACGCUCAACGUAAUCGCACUCUUCGCCAUCUCUGGAGCCACACAGACAGCCUCGCGACUCACAUGGUCCUUCGCUCGAGACGACGCCGUCGUGUUCGCUCCGUUCCUAAGCCGCAUCCACCCACGAUGGGGCGUCCCAGUGUGGUCCCUGAUCGCCAACAGUGCAUGUGUAUUCGUCUUGGGAUGCGUCUACUUGGGCUCAUCGACAGCGUUCAACGCCCUGGUCAGCACCGGCAUCAUCUUGCAGCAACUCAGCUUCGCGUUCCCUGCCGCGCUGAUGCUGUACCGCCGGGUGAAGGGGACGCUCGAAGAGGUCAUGCCUCAAGCCAAGAUUGGGUUCAAGUUACGAUUUGGGGUCGGCCCCGUUGCGAAUGUCUUGACAAUAGUCAUUGCCCUGCUGGCAUUGGUCUUCUAUGACCUUCCGGUAGUAUUGCCCGUUACAGUUGGAAAUAUGAACUAUGCGUGCGCUGUGAUUGGAGUGAUGGGUCUCCUUGCGCUAGCUAACUGGUUUGGAUACGCGACGAGGAAAUACCAAGGUCCCAGGAUUGAGCACAUCAAUUAG
Molecule: messenger RNA, 1485 nt
Organism: Diaporthe citri
Lineage: Eukaryota; Fungi; Ascomycota; Sordariomycetes; Diaporthales; Diaporthaceae
Exons: 6
Coding region: 1-1485 (494 amino acids)
Biological process (GO): transmembrane transport
Cellular component (GO): membrane
Molecular function (GO): transmembrane transporter activity
Source: RefSeq, a predicted model, not a curated record